This is a messenger RNA of Sesamum indicum (sesame), 2130 nucleotides long. RefSeq names its product myb family transcription factor PHL8. Lineage: Eukaryota; Viridiplantae; Streptophyta; Magnoliopsida; Lamiales; Pedaliaceae. The record is from RefSeq and is a predicted model, not a curated record. Gene Ontology annotation, molecular function: DNA-binding transcription factor activity; DNA binding.
ACAUACAUAACUCACUGAAUGCACAUCAAUAAUACUAUAAUAAUGUCAAUCAUACACCAACACUUGGUUAUUUGAUAACACCAAAACAUACACUUGCUUGUCCUAAAAUCUAAUGGUAGAUUCUUUGAUUCCUUCAUCCCAACACAAAAAAAAUAACAAAAAGCAACCGCCCAAAUUCACUUCACACCUCCUACUAAGAAAGGAAAUUCCAGGAAAUUAAGAAUAAUGCAAGAACCAAAAUUCACAAGAAAUACACUCAUUUUUGGUUAUCCCUUUCAAUCUUUAUUAGAAAAGAAAACACAGCCCAUUAAUUAAAGCAUCAUCAUCAUCAUCAUUCAUUUUUUCUUUUCUUUCCAUCAAAGCUUCUGAAGGGGUUUUCAUGAAAGUUGCACCCAUUAUGCAUCAUGGUGGGGACUGCCUAACUCAUAUGGGAAUCAAACACACACACACACAGUGGGAGGUGAAAAAACACAAGGAUAAAAACAAACUAUACACUUUUUUCCCCCUCUUUUCUCUCCUUUUGAGACACAAAUUGAGGUGUGUUGCUUUCUCUGUUUUUGCAGCACGGGAGAGAUUCUCUCCACCCCUUUCAAGUCAAAGAAGAGAGAAAAUACUUAGAAACAAGAAAUAAAGAAAGUUCGAUAUGAAAUGGGAAAUGGAAGAAAAAAAGGAAGGGCCACAGCUCAUGGCAUAUAUUCCCCCUCGGCAUAAACCCCACUUAUGUUUCCAGAUAUGGGGUGGGAACAUAGGACAGGCUAACAACUCCCAAUUAUAAAGAGAAUUAUAAGCCUACCGCAUUCUUCAGACAGUGUUCUCAAGCAACCGACGUCCUUUCCUAUGAUCCAACCCUCUUACAUCCUAUUCUUCUUACACAAACAGAAAUGGCUCUUCAGAAUGUCCAAACUAAAGAAAUGAGCUUGGUAUUGUCUAGUGAUGCAAAGCCCAGAUUGAAAUGGACUCCGGAACUGCAUCAGCGUUUCGUGGAUGCUGUCAACCAGCUUGGGGGUGCAGAGAAGGCUACGCCAAAAUCUUUGAUGAGGGUGAUGGGCAUUCAAGGACUCACUUUGUACCACCUCAAGAGCCAUUUACAGAAAUAUAGACUGGGAAGAAGUCAACAAUCGCAGACAUACCACAAUAAUAAACAGCAAGAUAAUGGAGAAAAUCAGAGAAGUCAGCUGAGUAAUAAGAUUUGUGAUGGAGCACACGAGCAGAUUAACGAAAGUUUGCAGGUAGCUCAUGCUUUACAAAUGCAAAUGGAGGUGCAAAGGAAACUUCAUGAACAGAUUGAGGUGCAAAGACAUUUGCAGCUAAGAAUCGAAGCUCAAGGAAAGUACUUACAGUCAGUCUUGAAGAAAGCACAGGAGACUCUUUCUGGAUACAGUCCUUGCUCCAUUGAAGUGGAAAAUGCAAAAGCUCAACUUUCUCAGUUAGUGUCGAUGGUCGACUCUGGGUGUCCAAGUUCCCCGUUCUCCGUAUUGACAGAGAGUGAUGGCUCGGUGCUAAAAGAUGCAAGGAACAAACUAUUAGGACGUAAUGGAUAUUCACUCGAGAGUUCUCUAACAUCGUCUGAGAGCUCAGACAGGAAGGAAGAAACUCAAAUAAAGCAUGAAAGUGAGGAGAAUUAUAAGCAUGGAGACGACAAAGCCAAUAAAGGGAAGAGAAACUCUGUUGUGCUCUCGCUUAUGGAAAUGCAUCCAGCUGAAAAUAGUGGAGCAGAGAAUCAAACUAGCAACAGAAAGAAGAUCAAAAGUGCCAUCGAUGAGGUUAUGCACAGAGAGCAAUCCAUUAGUGAAAAGUCCACAGAACAAAAUAGUGACGAGGAAGUGCAACCGUUCAGAUCAUUGGCCAACAUUGAUUUGAAUUGCAAAUCCCUGAAUGACUUUGAUUCAGGUCCAAAAGUGAUAGAUUUGAACUUGAAUGGACUCGAACUCUUCAAUGGGACUUUUAGUGUCUAGAAACAGUACUAAUAGUUCAUCACGAGUCGUAUAAUAUAAAAACUAAUUGGUUUUUACUAGCUAAUAGAAUGCUUACAGAAAUUAUGUGUAUAUUGUUUUGUGUAUGGACCAUAAUGAACUUCUGGGGUAUAUCCAAAUUAAAGGUAUACAACAUAUAUAUAGCGUAUAUUCUUCA